AUGCUUAAGCAUCUUUAUGAUACAGAUUGCGUAACUUGGUCUCCACAAGGAAAAUUGUUUCAAGUGGAAUAUGCUAUGGAGGCAGUCAAAUAGGGAAGUAUUUGUUUAGGCCUCAAAUCAAAUGAUUUUGUUGUAUUAUGCAGUCUGAAACGAUAACCAUCUGAAUUAGCUGGUUAUUAAGAAAAGUAAUUCAAAAUUGAUGAUCACAUGGCAAUUGCAAUAGCUGGCUUAACUGCUGAUGCUCGGGUACUCUGUAAAUAUAUGAGAACAGAAUGUUUAGAAUAUAAAUAUACAUAUGAAUCUCAUCAUCCAGUUGGAAGACUAGUAUUCAAAGUGGCAGAAAAGUCACAACAUAAAACAUAGAGUGGAGCCAAAAGACCCUAUGGAGUAGGAUUAUUAGUUGCAGGCAUCGAUCCAAAUGGUGUACAUUUGUUUGAGACUUGCCCAUCAGGAAACUAUUAUGAAUAUAAGUGUCAAGCAAUAGGUUCAAGAUCAUAGGCAGCCAGAACUUAUUUUGAAAGUUGGUUCCAUCUAUUCGAGAAAAGCACUUUAGAAUAGCUAAUUCUACAUGGCUUGAGUGCUCUUAAGAAGGCAAUCAUGGAAGACGAAGAAUUAAAUGAAAAAAAUGUAGAAGUGGGAAUUCUAGGGAAAAAUCAGAAAUUCAUUCAUCUUAAUGCAUAAGAAUUAAAAGACUAUAUAGUAAAAUUAGAAACAUUCAAUGCAAACACUUAAAUUCAGCAAGAGUGAUGGUUAAAUAUUAAUAAUAUUGGAUAUAUUUAUAUAGAAACACUUGAGGUCCAA
Paramecium tetraurelia is the source of this 801-nucleotide messenger RNA. RefSeq lists its product as uncharacterized. Gene Ontology annotation, biological process: ubiquitin-dependent protein catabolic process. Gene Ontology annotation, cellular component: proteasome core complex, alpha-subunit complex; proteasome core complex. Lineage: Eukaryota; Ciliophora; Oligohymenophorea; Peniculida; Parameciidae. The record is from RefSeq and is a predicted model, not a curated record. The transcript is spliced from 4 exons.